Molecule: messenger RNA, 1074 nt
Organism: Lethenteron reissneri (Far Eastern brook lamprey)
Lineage: Eukaryota; Metazoa; Chordata; Hyperoartia; Petromyzontiformes; Petromyzontidae
Product: tripartite motif-containing protein 14-like
Molecular function (GO): protein binding
Source: RefSeq, a predicted model, not a curated record
AUGAACAGAGAUGGUAUUCAUUUCUCUUUGCAGGAAUCCAUGACAGUUGAAAAGGCCUCAAUCUCGGUCAGAUUCACCCGCGCGAGAGCAGCGUUGGAUGUGGAGGAGAAGGCGGCUUUAGAGCAAGUGGAGAAGAAAGGGCACAAGCUGCUGUCCCAGAUCGAGAAGGAGAUCGCUCGCUACCAGCGCGAGAUCAGCGAGCUCCAGGCAGCAGCCACUCGCCUGCAGGCCCUAGCGCAGGAGAGGGACUCGCUCGCGUUCCUGCAGGGGCACCUGGAGGAGACUUGCAGGACAGGGAGGGUUACAGCAGAUCCACCCUCAGCUCCCACCCAAGAGGACAUUGCCUCACUGAAAGUCCUGGAGACAACUGGAGUCAAACUCCUGUACGGAUGCUCACCGACUCUGGACACAAACUCAGCUCAUAACUACCUCCAGAUCUCCUCGGAUCUCAGGACGAUGACGCUGACCGGUGGCGCCCAGGGUCGCCCCUAUCACCUACACCGGUUUAAUAGCUUUGCACAAGCCCUGUGCUGUGAGAGCUUCUCGUCGGGCCACCACUACUGGGAGGUGGACGUGGGGGACGUGGAGUGGUGGCGGGUGGGAUUUGUGUACGGGACGAUCCCACGGAAAGGGAGUGGUGCUGCACAGCGGCUGGGAGGGAGCAACGCGUCCUGGUGUUUAGAGAAAUGUGAUGACAACUUCUCAGUGUUUCAUGGUGGAGUGAAGACUGCACUGUCGGUGAGGGGGGCCCCCUCCCCCUGCAGAAUCGGUCUUCACCUGCACUGGGAGGGGGGGCUCCUGGCGUUUCACCGCGCCGACUCCAUGGAGGUGAUCCACGAGGUUAGGCAGAGAUUCUUGCAGCCUCUCUACCCUGGGAUGUGGGUGUGGCGUUUUAAUGAACCAUUGAAGAUCGUGGAUCUGAAUCGUGCAUCCUGAGGAUGAGGAUAGAUAGAAACCCAAUAAAUCGAGACAGAAACCCAAGAAACCGAGACAGAAACCCAAGAAACAGAAGAGAGGGGGGAUAGUGAAGAGAGGGCGAAGUGAUAGUGAGGGGAAGGUGGAACGGAGGGUGAG